AUGUCGUCCCCGGUGCCGCUUCUUCGGGCACCCGUCCCUGGCGGUCGGAGUCAAAGCGGCAGCCGCACCCCUCGGUUGACACUGGGAAUCCCUCCAUCACCGAACGCAAGACCAGUAGCCAGCGAGGGCGAGCCGAUAAGUGAGAUUCCACGGUUUAGCCUGGCUGCGAAAGGGCCGCCAAAGUUGUCACUCGCUACGCCCAUGGGAAGCCAAGGAUCUAUCCAAGAAGGAGGAACAAAUCUGAGGCCACAGAUACAACCCCUGAACAUCAGUGCUGUCAAUAACAACGAUACCGGGAGUCGGCCAAGAGGGGACAGUUUUCACAAUGCAAGUGUUCCAGGCUCCGCCUCAUCAUCUACGUAUUCAGCCUUGUCCUUCGCCAUGCAGGGGAGGACAGGGAGUACACCAGACCCAUCCUCUGCCAUCAGUUCCAUCUACUCUGAGGCCAGCAUUGGCGGGACCUCUAUGGAACGGGAAUCCAGCAUGGGUGGAUUGUCAAUCGACUUUGAGAAACUCAGCAUUGAGAAAGGGAGACCACUGGAUGUCGAGGAUCUUGAUGAUGAAGGUUGGGGAGCAGCAAGCGACCAGAAGAAAAUCAUUGAGCUUGGCUCAUUGGGUGAGGGUGCCGGGGGCGCAGUGACUCGAUGUAAGCUCGAGGGCGGAAAGACAAUAUUCGCACUCAAGAUCAUCACAACAAGCCCAGAUCCCGAUGUUAAGAAACAAAUCCUGCGAGAGCUGAAAUUCAACAAGAACUGCACAUCCGAAUAUAUUUGCCAGUACUACGGUGCCUUCAUGGACAAGUCGUCAAGUACGAUAUCGAUAGCCAUGGAAUUUUGCGAAGGCGGGAGUCUCGACAGUGUCUACCGUGAAGUCAAAAAACUUGGAGGUAGGACAGGCGAAAAGGUCCUGGGAAAAAUUGCCGAAGGUGUCCUACACGGCCUCACGUAUCUCAACAGCAGGAAAAUUAUCCAUCGAGAUAUCAAACCAUCAAAUAUUCUGCUCUGCCGCAAUGGCCAGGUCAAGCUCUGCGACUUUGGUGUCAGCGGUGAAUUUGGCACGAAAGGAGAUGCCAAUACCUUUAUCGGCACAUCGUACUACAUGGCGCCAGAACGGAUACAGGGGCAAUCCUACACGAUCACAUCCGACGUGUGGUCGCUUGGUGUGACGUUACUCGAGGUGGCACAACACCGAUUCCCAUUCCCGGCCGAUGGCACCGAGAUGCAACCUCGGGCGGGUUUGAUCGACCUGCUCACGUACAUUGUUGCGCAACCCAUACCCAAGUUAAAAGAUGAGCCGGCAAAUGGCAUCAAAUGGUCCGACAUGUUCAAGUACUUUAUCGAAUGUUGUCUGGAGAAAGAUCCGAAUAGAAGAGCGACACCUUGGCGAAUGCUGGAACAUCCGUGGAUGGUGGAAAUGAAAGCCAAGAAAGUCAGCAUGUCGACAUUCCUCUCACAGGUUUGGGACUGGAAAGAUUGA
This is a messenger RNA of Exophiala spinifera, 1476 nucleotides long. RefSeq lists its product as uncharacterized. Gene Ontology annotation, molecular function: protein kinase activity; ATP binding. NCBI's taxonomy places the organism in Eukaryota, Fungi, Ascomycota, Eurotiomycetes, Chaetothyriales, Herpotrichiellaceae. The transcript is spliced from 3 exons. The record is from RefSeq and is a predicted model, not a curated record. Gene Ontology annotation, biological process: protein phosphorylation. Bases 1 to 1476 code for a protein of 491 amino acids.